AUGUGUAAAACGUAUAGUCAAAGAGGCAGUCUCAAUGUUCUGCUCAUGUUCUCAUCAAGUAACACACAAGAGCCAGAAAAGAUAUCUCAAAGUCCAUUAGAAUCAUAUGACAGUAAAUAUCACGUAAAAAUAGUCUCUAACUUGAAGGAUAACUUCAAAAAUCGUUUUAAGGAUUUCAACGAAACUGCUAUAGUGGCGAAAUUUGGUGUUUCACCCUUUAUGGAAAUUGAUAUCCAACAGUUUGCAACUUCUGUUACGCAGAAUCUUAGCGAAGACAUCGCUGCGACAGAAAUGGAACUAGUCGAUCUAGCACACGCUGCGGACUAUUUCGUGACUGAAGGAAAUGACGAACGCUGUCAAUGUGUCGAAGUGCUUCUGAUGCGUUUGGAGUUGGUAUCAGUUCCAAACCGACAGAUUCUUCAUCUUUAUUUUCCUUUUCUUCGUCAUCAUCAGUACCAACUGCCGAAGAUAUAG
Acanthoscelides obtectus is the source of this 474-nucleotide messenger RNA. The record is from the annotation of a GenBank genome assembly. Lineage: Eukaryota; Metazoa; Arthropoda; Insecta; Coleoptera; Chrysomelidae.